Eremothecium sinecaudum is the source of this 1740-nucleotide messenger RNA. RefSeq names its product HBR409Cp. The record is from RefSeq and is a predicted model, not a curated record. The transcript has a single exon. Bases 1 to 1740 code for a protein of 579 amino acids. NCBI's taxonomy places the organism in Eukaryota, Fungi, Ascomycota, Saccharomycetes, Saccharomycetales, Saccharomycetaceae.
AUGGAUGUUGGCAGGAAUCCAAGAAAAUGGCUAGAUGAAAAGUUUAUGGAUUAUUGGAACGAAAAGAUUCCCGUGGCUCAUCUCAUCGCCGAUGUUCAAUCACAUUGUUCCGACGAGAAAAUGCUUUUUCACUCUAUGAUUGAGAGUUUCGGCGAAGCUUUGAAUAAAGAACUAGAUGAGAAAACUAAUUUUGAGGGAAGAAUAGCACCUCGUGAUUAUUAUGCGGUUUCGUCUCACUAUUUGACCAGGGCACACAAGGUUAUUGUACCCUUGAAAUUGCCUAAUGAUCUUACAACGCAUAUUGAUACGAUUUUUACUUGCAUUAGAAGUUGGUGGUAUGUAAAUAAAGUUGAAAGUUUAUUUGAAGGCUUUCUGGAGCGUCAGUGGAGCUUCACAGUGGAUGAGGUGAGUUUACGAGAAGCCAGAUAUUUAGAAUGGCCAAAUGGAAUACCGCGAGUACCAUCCGUUCCUGAAAACAGUAAAAAAAUUGAGUUCAUUAGGACGAAGGUUGGACUCUGUGAAACGGUUUUAAGGAGCUAUGGGCUCAGCAGGUCUACCGGAUUUCUGGAAGGAGCCCAAAGAGCACUAAAAUUCCUGACAAGAGUUUUAUAUAUAUUAUUACCGAGUGAGGUUGCUGGCGUUAUAACGCGGGGUAUUGUUUCUAAUACCAUUGAAGAUGCUCAAAUUUGGGAGAAGCAACUUUUUGGUUACAUUUCAGAGAGUUCUACUGGGUAUUGCUACCACCGAUUGGCCGUGCAGUCCACAAUGGCUCUGGAAGACAUGAAGUCCGUGUUUUAUACCAACUACAAGUCUGUCUGCGAUAGUAUAACCAGUGGUAAAGCGCAAGGAUAUAUCCCAGCUUUUUUAAGCUUUUCUGUUGAAUACGCAACUGACUGCAUUGAUGUUUUCGAAUUUUUUAGUGGAUAUACCGUGAAGAACCCAGCGUUCAUCAAAAUAUUGGUUUCAUAUGCUGCAGCGAACUAUGAUGCCGAAACUAUGACCAUCAAGAAUGGAAAGACGCUCAACGAGUUCCUAUCGUUAUCAGGAUGCCUGGUCAAAUUUUUAGACGUAUUUCUAGAGAGCUUUUUACUGAAGGACAUAAUCAUGAAUGACAAGCUAUUCAAUAAAUUGGGUAGUACGAGUGGGAGUAUCAAUGGUGUGGAAAUUCAGGACCCAAAUAGCUUCUUUAUUGGUCCAUGGUUCAACUUUGGUGACAGACUAUCGAGAUUUCUUGCUGAUAUCAGACUAUCGUAUUUGCUAAAUUCCUCUACAUCUUCCAGCGCCAUCACGCUGAGGGUAUUCAGUAAGUCAAUGUUCCCAAGAUUAGUUGCCCAGAAGCGACAACAUCUGAUGAGAAUUCCCGACUAUUUUCAUACUGAAUUUGAAGAGCAUAUUAAGACAAUUGAUCCCGAUCAACUUGCUGAGAAGAAGUUAGAAAUGCAGCCGCACCUGCAGCGAUUCGUGGUCCAGGCUUCGUUUAAUGAGAGCUGUUUUCUGAAUGUAGACAUGUGGCAAGCCAUUAUACUACUAGAACUCUAUGCCAUAAAAGAUAGAUGGGAAUGGGAGGACAUGAUUAGAGAACUGAAAGUCACAAACAUAAGCGCAUUCCACACGAUAAUUGCUUCGUUCAGAAAGCAUAGAAUUCUACUGAAGAAGAACACUGUUUACAAGUUAAACGGAGCAUUUAAGCCAAACAGUGAUGCAGAUAAUGAACUCUCCCCAUAUUUAGUUUCCUAUUGA